This is a messenger RNA of Naegleria lovaniensis, 1917 nucleotides long. RefSeq lists its product as uncharacterized. The record is from RefSeq and is a predicted model, not a curated record. Lineage: Eukaryota; Heterolobosea; Eutetramitea; Acrasida; Naegleriidae. The transcript has 2 exons. The coding region runs from base 1 to 1917 and encodes 638 amino acids.
AUGAAAAGACAUGCUCAAAUAAUUGCUUUGAAUCAUCAUCGUUGCUCGGAUGCCUCUCACCAUACUUAUUGUCAUGGCAUCAACACGGGAAAACCAACAUGUAGACUUUAUGGCAAUUCAUCAUCACAUUCAGAUCAUCAUCAUGACCACCUCAUCCAAAAUAAUCAAAUUGGGAAUGGUUUGUUGGAAACAAAUAAUAUACAUCGGAAACGAUCCUAUCAUACCAGUUUAACCAAUAUUACACGAAGACCAGCGUCCUCCUCAAGGCAAUCCACAAUGGAUGAAGGAUUAUCAACAUUUUCAUUCAAUGCCAAAACUUUUUCCGAAGGUUUAAGAAGAUACUUUGAACAGCCUUCUUCCAAUCCCAUUGAAGAAGAGCAAAUUGAGAAAAUAUCAGCCAUUCCAAGCGCUGCUGAGAAUCUAGUCAUGCAAUUAAACAUGUCUGAUGUGAUGAAAUAUCAACCUCAUCCGUUUUUCCUCACCAAAUUAAGAUCAUAUAUUGAAGAUGGAUUGGAGAAGGUGAACAAACAGCCAUCCGUUGGAGCCAAGAAUGCAGAUGCUUUUGCAUUCUUUGUAACGGGAGGAAAAGGCACUGGUCGAACAAGAAAUACCAUCGAAGCUGUGGAAAUGUGCGCACAAGAAUAUAGACACCAAUUUAAGAAAAUCAUGUACUUGUAUUUACCGUUUUUGAAUAUGUGUCCUUUAGAGGAGGAAGAGGAGAUGUUUGGGGCACAAGAGCUCUUAAAUUAUGAUCAAUCAAAAAAGUUGAUUACAGCCAGAAUGCUUUAUUCAUAUUUUACACAAGUGAUUGAAAAGCCUUUGGUUAUGCCAUAUCGACAUUUUCUGGAUCAUUGCUUUCACUUUAUUCCUGAAGAUAUUAGCUUGGCUACCGAAAUUAUUAGAUACGACUCUCGCUUGAAUAGUGACGAAGAAUUAUAUCUUUUCAUGAUUCUGGAUGAUUGUGACGAGUUGUUGCGAUACACCAUGCAGAAUUACACUCUAAAACCAUUUAGCUUUUUACUUCGAGUAUUUAACGAUCUACCUGCAAUAUUUAAGGACAGAACCAAUACAAUCUAUGCACCUAUCAUGAUUGGUACAAAUAUUGAAGGAAUGGUUAAUGAGUGGGUUCAUAAGCUAGGUCCCACUCGAUCCACCUAUGCAGGUAGUUCAUACCAAAAAAACGAAACUUUUACCACGUCACAAUUUCCGCUUCUCUCGAAAGAACAAGUAGAACAAAUAAUGGACAAUAUGUUUGAAAAGAAGGGCCACAUUGUCAUUGAAGAUGAAAAUGGAAAUGGCCAUUUUAUUGACAAGGCCAAUUGGAGAAAAUAUUUCUUAUUGUUCAUUGCGUCUGUACAUUAUUUGCAUAAGGAUUUUUGCAAUUUUCAAUAUGCUAUUGAAAGAACAAAAUAUGAGCUCAAGGCAAAUCAGUACAAUUUUACAGAAUUGGCUAGGAAAAAUACAGACAACCAAAUUGAAAAAAUUAUUGUGAGCACCAUUUCGGGUCGAGAAAUUCUCGAAGUGACAGGAAUGAAAACCUACGAAUUUUCACACUUUUCCACCUAUUUCAAUUCGGGAAUUGUUUUCCCCAUGAUUAAGAAGGAGGAUGAAACCAUAUUUUUCAACAAUUUUCACAAUCUGGAACGAGCGGUGCGUGUGCCAUUCAUUUUCUUAGAUGAGCUGAUCGAGCAAAUUCCUGAAGAGACCAAAAACAAACAAGUAUUUAGGUCGUUGUGUGUCUCGUUGAAAGAGCUGUUUGAUUUGAAUCUAUUAGACAAGAAUGGAAAGAUUGAGACAGUAGAGAAACAAAAGAGAGAGGCUUGGAAAGUUCUUGCAAAAGCCAUUGAGAGCUUGAAAAUUUCAGAGAUUGAUUCGCCUUAUAUUCGUGAUUUACUUUCGUGGCAAACCGAAAGAUAG